UAUUUAUGACUCAUCGUCAUGGUGAAUUAGCACUCCAUAAGGUGUACAAACCCUAUAAUUUAGCGGGCUUGAUUGGCCCACCUUAAGUCCGUCUUGGCCCAAAUUUCAUAAGGGAAAAGGAAAAAAGGAAAAGAAAAAAAACAGAGAAGAAAAGUGAAGCGAGUGGAAGAUACGAAAUUGAAGAGAAGGAGUUGGAAGUGAGAAAUCGAAAUCGAAAUCGAAAUCGAAAAUCAAAAUGCCUGUGAUGGAGAAGCUCAAGAUGUUCGUUGUUCAAGAACCAGUUGUCGCUGCUUCAUGUCUCAUCGCCGGCUUUGGCCUUUUUCUUCCUGCUGUUGUAAGGCCUAUUCUGGACUCAUAUCAAACAACCGAGCAACCUCCUCAACCUGCUUUGAGUGAUGUGGUUAAAGGUAUGUCAGGUAAAAAAUAAGCUGAUUUACUUGAGAUACAAGUGGAUAAUUGCCAGCUUCUCUGCUUGAACUUUUUUUUCCUUCUCAUUCUGUGAGUAAUAAAAGUACCUAGUUACAAAACAUUUGAUUGAGCAUCAAUUUGUUACAAUCUAUCAGUUCCAGAUUCAUCCAGAGACUUCAUUUCAUAUUUAGAUUAAAUGUUUGGUUGAAUGUCAAAGUUUAUUCUGUUGCCUUAUUGAUUUUGUUCCUCUAGUGACAAUAUAAAGGAGUUUUGUUAAGCUGACUUGAAUACUUGAAUGUUGUUUAUAAAUCAAGUUGCCAUUUAAUAUUGAGAACAUAA
This is a messenger RNA of Lathyrus oleraceus (garden pea), 747 nucleotides long. RefSeq lists its product as uncharacterized. The record is from RefSeq and is a predicted model, not a curated record. The coding region runs from base 236 to 427 and encodes 63 amino acids. Lineage: Eukaryota; Viridiplantae; Streptophyta; Magnoliopsida; Fabales; Fabaceae. The transcript is spliced from 3 exons.